UCGACCUUUAAAAUCUUACCAUUGAAUCUAUAUUGCACUUAUGGAAUUAUCAGUUCGAAAUUUACAGGACAACUAACGUUCUUGAAUCAAUAAUCAUGAGGUAGUACAGGAAUAAUAUUCACACGUUGUCCAUCGACUAUGCCUUUCAGUUGAUCUUAGGUCCUAACUCACCCUCUUUGGACAAAUCUUCUAUAGGAAUCCUUAGGUGAUGGAGCAUUGGAUUCUCACCAAUGUUUCCGCUACUUAGGCUAACAUUUCCUCUUUCGCUUCGUCCACCACUGCUCGCACAAAGGCUUCUCUCUAAAGUGGAAUAUUCUCUUACAUAUGUAUUUUUGAAACUUCUAGUAGUUUUUUUAUAAUUCCUUACUGAGUUUAAUUGAACCCAUAGCAAAUGUUCCAUCCGCUUCUGUUGAUAUAAACACGGAUUGUGGAUAAUAUUUUCCUACCUACAUCUUAAUAUAUAUUACUGUACAUACUUAAGCUUUAUUGCUUUUGUUAAUAAACUUUUAACAUCAAAUUAAUUUAUUCUCCCAAAUGGGAUAUUGUUCAUCAUCAAAUCCUUCAUCUUACCUUCAUUAUUAUCAAUUCCUCUUCAAAAUAUUCCUUCUUAAUUUGAUGUUACAAUCAGCUAACUCCAAUAAGAUAGAUUUGCAUCAAUUAGUUUUCACAACAUGUAUUACUCAAAACCAAACAUUCCAAAAUUAUGAUACUAUUUCAAAGUUAUCAAUUGUUUCAUCUCUAUUUCAAGAAUUUCUUGAUAAGUCCUUAGAAUCAAAGUUUUUUGAGACUUAUGCAGGGGAUGAAAAUAUAGCCAUCUUGGGAUUAUUUCAGUGCAGAAAUGACCUUAAUUACAAUGAAUGUCAUAUUUGCACAAAUAGACUUGUUGACAUUUAUAGCCAUUUUUGUGGAGAAAGACUCCCUGCUAGAGUUCAACUCUCUGGCUGUUAUUUGGAUUAUAAGGCAGAGGAAGAGAGAGAGAUUUCUAAGCUUCAAAUGCUUCAUAAGGUCUGCAGCAGAAAAAGGGCGAAUUCGCGUAGCUUUUUGGAGGAGAUGGGAUAUGCAUUUGCUGAAAUUAAGAGCUGUGGAAUGAAUGGAAAUGGAUUUUGUGAUUUGAGUUAUGGAAAAGUUCAUGUCAUGGCACAAUGUGUUGGGAAUUUAGGUGGUUGUGAUUGUGGUGAAUGUUUGCACAAAGCAGCGCAAAUUGUUCAUGAUGAAUGUGCAUAUUCUUUAGCUGGUGAAGUGUAUUUGGAUGGAUGUUAUUUGAGCUAUAACUAUGGUAAAUAUAAGAUCUCUCAUGAAGGGAAAGGAUCUAAGGAAGGUACACAGAAAUUGGCAGCAAUCGUAGCAGGAGGCAUAGUGGCUGCUAUUUUGUUAGGUGCAGUUUUUUACUUCAUGAAGUCUUGUGGCAAGAAGGAUGAUGAUUAUUGGUGAACCAAGAUGGAGAGUGGGUUUGAACUUAAUCAAUGGGGUAGUCACAAGAUACGAAACUGAGUGGGUUUAAUUUAUUCAAUAGAGAAAUUUAGUUCUUAUCUCCUACAUUAUUUCCCUUAUUAUGUAUAUAUAUAUUUAUAAAUUCUUUAUUCAAUUUCUUCUUUC
Messenger RNA from Lycium ferocissimum, 1596 nucleotides. Its product is annotated as plasmodesmata-located protein 4-like. The transcript has 4 exons. Lineage: Eukaryota; Viridiplantae; Streptophyta; Magnoliopsida; Solanales; Solanaceae. The record is from RefSeq and is a predicted model, not a curated record. Gene Ontology annotation, biological process: transport of virus in multicellular host; plasmodesmata-mediated intercellular transport. The coding region runs from base 535 to 1431 and encodes 298 amino acids. Gene Ontology annotation, cellular component: plasmodesma.